Molecule: messenger RNA, 3186 nt
Organism: Hevea brasiliensis (rubber tree)
Lineage: Eukaryota; Viridiplantae; Streptophyta; Magnoliopsida; Malpighiales; Euphorbiaceae
Product: probable 1-deoxy-D-xylulose-5-phosphate synthase, chloroplastic
Exons: 10
Coding region: 1083-2909 (608 amino acids)
Biological process (GO): terpenoid biosynthetic process
Molecular function (GO): 1-deoxy-D-xylulose-5-phosphate synthase activity
Source: RefSeq, a predicted model, not a curated record
GCUACUCAGUACCCAUAUGGAAUCACUGCACAUUCCUGUGGAAAAUUUGGUCACAAGUUGGACAAUUCAAGCUCCAAGUUUCCUUAUAAAGUGGGAUUUUCAAGAAUUAACUUGUACCAAAGAUCUGCUUCCAUCACCAAUUCCAAGAAAAAAAUGCAAGGGGAAGUAAAGAAACUCUAUGUUUGUCGACUUUUGUAGGUCUUCUACUUUUUUUAGUUGAUAAUCUUCUAUUAAUGCCACAGUAAAGGCUUCAAAUUUCAUUUCACCUUAGUUUUAUGAGCAAGAAAUGCAAUUAAAGACGGAUAUGAUAAUCCUUAGUCCUCCAAUCAUUUGUAUUAUGAACGGAUUUUUCCUUUACUUUUUGAGUUUCUGUAAUGUUUAUGCUUGUGACUUGUGAGCUUAUGCUCUUGUGAAUUACUGCCUCAUACCCCCAUAUGGAGGAUAUAAUUCAGAAUUGGUCCAAUGCCUGAUGUGUGCAUGUACGUAUUUAGUUUUAGCUGCGGCUUUCGGCGUCUUACUGCACUCUGCAACUAAGGCACUGAAGUUUCGAUUAUUUGCAAUGGGGAAAGUCAAACGUUGAUUAAUUCAACAUUUUCCUUAUGGGGUAACCUUAAAAACUACUGAUAAUCGUUCAAAUAAAGUUUUGACGUUCUUGUAUUCAAGUAAACUAUUCAUUAGUCAGUAGAGAAUUUUGAAUUCUUACCUUUAAUUUAGUCAUGGACUAGUUUAUUGGAAAUAUUCAGGAUGAUGUUGCAAAUAAAUGUAUUGGGAUACUUGAGAGAAAAUAUCCAGAUUAUUUAGAUUGUAGAAACUGACAAUGCCUGAAUGAAGUAGUAGUGCUAUUUGCUGUUUUAAUGGGCAGGUGCUUUUGAUUUUUUUUUCCCCUUUUUUUUCUGGUAGGGAUUUGUUGGUCGAAUAUAUUCUGUGCCUGAUCUUGAUGAUAUCUUCUGGGAGAAAGUCCCUACACCCAUACUUGAUGUGGUUGAAAACCCUAUCCACUUAAAGAAUUUGACCCAUAAGAUCUGUUUGUGCAGGAACUGAAACAAUUGGCUGAUGAAAUACGAGCAGAAUUGUCUUCUAUAAUGUCAAGGACUCAAAAAUCUAUCAAGGCCAGUUUAGCAGUUGUGGAACUGACAGUUGCCAUUCAUUAUGUUUUUCAUGCACCAGUGGACAAGAUACUAUGGGAUGUUGGGGAACAGACAUAUGCACAUAAAAUUCUCACAGGAAGACGGUCCCUUAUCCAUACACUGAGACAAAAGAAUGGUCUCUCUGGUUUUACAUCUCGGUCUGAGAGCGAAUAUGAUCCAUUUGGGGCUGGGCAUGGAUACAAUAGUAUUUCUGCUGGGCUUGGGAUGGCAGUUGCACGUGAUAUGAAAGGGAAACGGGAGCGUGUUGUUACAGUCAUCAGCAAUGGGACAACUAUGGCUGGUCAGGUCUAUGAAGCGAUGAGCAAUGCAGGCUAUCUGGACUCAAAUAUGAUAGUUAUCUUAAAUGAUAGCCAUCACUCUUUGCAUCCAAAGAUUGAAGAGCGCCCCAAGACUUCCAUCAAUGCAUUAUCUAGUACCCUAAGCAAGCUCCAGUCAAAUAAAUCAUUCCGGAAGCUUAGAGAAGUUGCAAAGGGUGUUACCAAAAGAAUCGGUAGGAGUAUGCAUGAAUUAGCAGCCAAAGUUGAUGAGUAUGCACGUGGUAUGAUGGGUCCUCUAGGAUCAACCCUUUUUGAAGAACUUGGUUUGUAUUACAUAGGCCCUGUUGAUGGACACAACAUUGAAGACCUGGUUUGUGUUCUACAAGAAGUGGCAUCUCUGAAUUCUAUGGGUCCUGUCUUGGUACAUGUAAUAACAGAAGAAAAUCGAGAACUAGAAGAUAAGCGAAAGAGUGGGGCAUUGGGGAACCUGCAGGAAGGUUCAUUUACAUCUAAUUCUUCUCUCUGUAAUAUUCAUACUCGGACAUAUAGUGAUUGCUUCGUUGAGACUUUGGUCAUGGAGGCAGAGAAGGACAAAGAAAUUGUGAUUGUUCAUGCAGGAAUGGAAAUGGAAAUGGCUUUUCAAGUAAUUCAGGAAAGAUUUCCUGACAGGUUUUUUGAAGUGGGAAUGGCUGAGCAGCAUGCAGUUACAUUUUCGGCUGGUUUAUCAUGUGGGGGGUUGAAGCCAUUUUGCAUAAUUCCUUCUGCCUUUCUACAGAGAGCAUAUGACCAGGUGAUCCAUGAUGUAGAUCAGCAGAGAAUUCCAGUUCGCUUUGUCAUUACAAGUGCAGGAUUGGUAGGGUCUGAUGGUCCAAUGCAGUGUGGGGCAUUUGAUAUAACAUUCAUGUCAUGCUUACCAAACAUGAUUGUUAUGGCACCAUCUGAUGAGGAUGAGCUUGUGGACAUGGUGGCUACUGCUGUUCACAUUGAUGAUCGUCCAGUCUGCUUCCGUUAUCCAAGGGGUGCCAUUAUUGGAACAGACCAUUAUAUGCGCAGUGGAAUUCCAAUUGAGGUUGGAAAAGGGAAAGUUAUUAUAGAGGGCAAAGAUGUUGCUUUGCUGGGGUAUGGCGCAACGGUUCAGAACUGCCUAAAAGCCCGGCACCUUCUCUCAAAGCUGGGCAUUGAGGUAACUGUUGCUGAUGCAAGAUUCUGCAAGCCACUCGACAUAAAGCUUCUCAGACAACUAUGUGAAGACCAUACAUUUCUUGUCACAGUUGAGGAAGGCUCUGUUGGAGGAUUUGGAUCCCAUGUUGCACAGUUCAUGGCACUUGAUGGACAGCUUGACGGUAGAGUUAAGUGGCGACCUAUUGUUUUACCAGACAGCUAUGUCGAACAUGCAUUGCCAAAGGAACAGCGUACUCUGGCAGGGCUGACUGGACACCACAUUGCUGCAACUGUACUAAGAUUACUUGGCCGCACCCGUGAAGCUCUCCUUUUAAUGUCUUAGAAAUCUAUAUUUUCCCUGCUAUAAGGCUUAAUGAUUGAAGCUGCCUCAGAGAACAAAGCCAAAAGAUAGAUGGAAGCUUAAGAUGUUGCUGAGCCUACAGUUCUACACUGAUUUUUGUACCCUCUAUAUAAUUCCUAGUAAUUAGUUUAUAUGUGAGGCACUGACAACAUUGGUGAUAUGCAUUUUCUCCCGUUCAUUAAUUCUUCCUUUCACUAUCAUUAACAAUAUUAGGCAAUUUCUUGCCAUUUAUCAAUAAGAUUUUGAUGAUGAACGUAAA